Jaculus jaculus (lesser Egyptian jerboa) is the source of this 3402-nucleotide messenger RNA. It is a transcript of the gene Gpc1, whose product is annotated as glypican 1. The transcript has 9 exons. Gene Ontology annotation, biological process: cell migration; negative regulation of fibroblast growth factor receptor signaling pathway; regulation of protein localization to membrane. The record is from RefSeq and is a predicted model, not a curated record. Gene Ontology annotation, molecular function: fibroblast growth factor binding. Lineage: Eukaryota; Metazoa; Chordata; Mammalia; Rodentia; Dipodidae. Gene Ontology annotation, cellular component: cell surface; plasma membrane; synapse. Bases 115 to 1794 code for a protein of 559 amino acids.
GGGCCGCCGGCGCCGGGACCUUGACUCUGCCCUUCCCCGGCCGGGGCCGAGCGGGCCGGCUGGGAUCCGAGCAAGGGGCGCGUGCGGGCGCCCGGGGAAGCCGCCAGCCCCGCCAUGGAGCUGCGGGCCCGAGGCUGCUGGCUGCUGUGCGCGGCCGCCGCGCUCGUCUCCUGCACCCUCGGGGACCCUGCCAGCAAGAGCCGGAGCUGCAGCGAAGUCCGCCAGAUCUACGGGGCCAAAGGCUUCAGCCUGAGCGACGUGCCCCAGGCGGAGAUCUCCGGUGAGCACCUGCGGAUCUGCCCCCAGGGCUACACCUGCUGCACUAGUGAGAUGGAGGAGAACCUGGCCAACCGUAGCCGUGCCGAGCUGGAGAAUGCGCUCCGUGACAGUAGCCGUGCCCUGCAGGCUGCGCUGGCCAACCAGCUGCAUGGCAUUGAUGAGCACUUCCAGCAGCUGCUGAACCACUCGGAGCGCUCACUGCAGGACGCCUUCCCUGGUGCCUUCGGGGAGCUGUACACACAGAACGUCAGAGCCUUCAGGGACCUGUACACAGAGCUGCGCCUUUACUACCGUGGCGCCAACCUGCAUCUGGAGGAGACUCUGGCAGAAUUCUGGGCCCGGCUGCUAGAGCGCCUCUUCAGGCAGCUGCACCCCCAGCUGCUCCUACCUGAUGACUACCUGGACUGCCUAGGCAAGCAGGCCGAGGCUCUGCGGCCCUUCGGGGACGCUCCGCGGGAGCUGCGCCUGCGGGCCACCCGUGCCUUCGUGGCAGCACGCUCCUUUGUGCAGGGGUUAGGUGUGGCCAGUGACGUGGUCCGGAAGGUGGCUCAGGUUCCCCUAGCCCCAGAGUGCUCACGGGCCGUCAUGAAGCUGGUCUACUGUGCUCACUGCCUGGGGGUCCCAGGAGCCCGGCCCUGCCCUGACUAUUGCCGAAAUGUGCUGAAGGGCUGCCUUGCCAACCAGGCUGACCUAGAUGCUGAGUGGAGGAACCUCUUGGACUCCAUGGUGCUCAUCACUGACAAGUUCUGGGGCCCGUCGGGUGCGGAGACCGUCAUUGGCAGCGUGCACAUGUGGCUGGCAGAGGCCAUCAACGCCCUCCAGGACAACAGGGACACACUCACCACCAAGGUCAUCCAGGGCUGUGGGAACCCCAAGGUCAAUCCCCAAGGCCCAGGCUCUGAGGAGAACCGGCGCCGUGGCAAAUUAGUGCUACAGGAGAAGCCCCCCACAGACACACUGGAGAAGUUGGUCUCUGAGGCCAAGACCCAGCUCCGAGACAUCCAAGACUUCUGGAUCAGCCUCCCAGGGACACUGUGCAGUGAGAAGAUGGCCAUGAGUACUGCCAGUGAUGACCGCUGCUGGAAUGGGAUGGCCAAAGGCAGGUACUUACCCGAGGUGAUGGGUGAUGGCCUGGCCAACCAGAUCAACAACCCCGAAGUGGAGGUGGACAUCACCAAGCCUGACAUGACCAUUCGACAACAGAUCAUGCAGCUUAAGAUCAUGACCAACCGCCUGCGCGGUGCCUAUGGUGGCAACGAUGUGGAUUUCCAGGACGCCAGUGACGAUGGUAGCGGCUCAGGCAGUGGUGGUGGCUGCCCAGAUGACACCUGUGGCCGGAGAGUCAGCAAGAAGAGCUCCAGCUCCCGGACACCCUUGACCCACGCAGCUCUCCCUGGCCUGUCAGAGCAAGAGGGACGGAAGACCUCAGUUGCCAGCUGCCCCAAGCCCCAUGCCUUCCUCCUCCUCCUCCUCCUCACCUUGGUCCUUGCAGAGGCCAGGCCCAGGUGGCGGUAACUGCCUCAUGGCCCCAAGGACAGACUUUGCCAAAACAUGAAAUGGACAAUAUUUAAUUCCCCUUGGUCUAUAGGGGCCCAGGGAAGGAUGAGGAGACAAUGGCUCUGUGUGCUGGGACAGGGCGUGUGGGGUCCUGGCCUCACCUGUCACCCUAGCUUUUAAUUUUGUAUGAGGGCCUCAGGUCAGCUGCGAGCCAGUGUCCCCAAAAGCCAUGUAUUUCAGGGACCUCAGGGGCACCUCGAGCUGCCCAUACCUCCCCUUACUCCUGCACUCCCACAUCCCCAGAUGCUCCCAAGGCCACCCUGAAAGGCGGCUGUUAGCUACAACCCAUCAGAGACCUCAAGCAAGCCUGUGCCUUCCUCUUCUGCCUCUUCGCACUGGGGACUCCCCACCAGACCCCAUGGGCCACAGAAAGUAAAGCCCCCCCACAGCUCCUCGAGAAGCCUGCAAGGGCCACCAGAGAGCGCCCCUGCCCAGGGCCUUUGACUUACGCAUGAUACUAUCUACUCAGCCAGGACCCCUCCCUGUGCCACCACAGCGCCCAGUGGAUGGGUCCUAAAAAAGAUUCGCUGUGAGGGUCCUUUGGUGUGACAGGCAAGGCAACAGCUGGCACAGCCAUGCCACGCUCAACUCUGCCACACUUCUGCUUGACGGUGGGCACUGAGCCCACACACAGUCAGACCUUGUUAGGGCCAGGACUGCAUGAGGAACACCACUUCUAAGGAUGAGCUGGCCAUUCUUAGUCCCUGUCCCACCUAGACAGGUCACCUGGCUGCAGGGAUGCUGGGUAGCUGGUGAACUUAGCUCAGGGUCAGCGGGACCUGGCACUGCAGUAGGGAGAUUCCUGAGCCCUUUUCUGGCUUGGGCACUUCUACAGGGGCCUGGGGAACAUCGAUAGUCAAGGGCUUUUCCAGACGUGCACAUUCAGACUCUUAGUGUCGCUGUCCACCAAGAGCUGCAUCUCAGUCCUCCCAGGCAGCACUGGACAGGCCCAGGACCCUAUGUGGGUCCUGGUGCCCUUUAUGGUCUUAGGACCAGGGGCGCCUGGCUGACAGACGCUGUCAGCUGCAGGCAGGCCCUGAAGAGUUGCUGGUUUCCGCUUACAGAGCCCUGUGGUAAAAGGAGUGUCCAGAGUGUGGGGAGUGCUGAGCUGCCUUGGCCAGGAGAACCGUGAUCUUGACAUUAGGGGUACCUAGAGAAAGCCGCUUAGUGCUUUGCUUUUUGUCACUGGGUUAGGGAGGCCUCUGCCAGUACUGUGUCUACCAAUAUGCUGGUCUGAGGUCUAGCUGGUAGUCAGGUCUUAUUGCCCAGGGCAAGUGUUUUCUAAACUUGCGUGUGGACAUGUUGGGUCCAGGUCCUGCAUACACACACACAACCCUGGCAAGUGCCACUCAGGCCAGGGUGGUGGAAGCUAGACCUGGGCUCUGGAAUGUGAAUGCCUAGGCACCAGGCCAGCAGCCCCCAUGCUGCCCAGGGGGCCAGGGCCAUUACUGGUUAGAGUGGUGGCCAAGCUACUGUGUCCUUCCUCCAUGAAGGCCCCCUGCCACUUAGUGCCAGCGGGUGAUGUAUGUUUGAGUCCUGGUAUAAAUAAAAGGCUGGAGACCUAUA